AUGCUCCUCCUGCGCCAAACGCAUACUUUGGUCUGCAAGACCCUUCUCAUUACCCUCUCUCGCCAUCGCACCCGUUCCUGGCUGGUCGCUUUCAUUAUCCCAAUCAUCUUGACUGCAUUUCUUGCUUUCGCUCGCAACCUGUUUGUGCCUGAUGCCCAAUUCGGUAUCGGUCACGUCCGUCCUUUGAAGUCCCUGCCCGAGGCCCUGAAGAUUGGCAUCGAUGCAGGAAGGAAGAACAUCGUUUUUAUCAACCAAGUGCAUGAUGGGGUUGGCAGUCAGGCUGUCGAUCAGGUCAUCGACCUGCUGAAGCAGCAGGCCGAGACGGUUUCCGGAGCAAGUGUCACUGUUUGGAGGGACGACAGCCAGCUUCCCUGGCUGUGCCGCGCAUCGCUCAGGGGCGUGACUCCUUGCUUUGGUGCGAUUCAGUUCAAGGGAGCUCCCGGAGAGGAUGGACAGGGCAUGUGGAAUUACACUAUUCGUGCUGAUGGCGCCCUGGGUUUUGGACGAAUCUAUGUCAAGAAUGAUGACAACGACGCUGAGGUUUACAUGCUUCCUCUACAGCGGGCUGUCGACAUGGCCAUCGCAAAGGUUAGCGGCAUUGAGUUUCCGGAGCUGCAGGACGAGUAUCCGUUCACGUCGAUGACCCAGGAUGAACGCAGGGACUACAUCCGGCAGCUGUUCCAGGAUGUGCUGAUCAACUGGCUGGGUGUUACCUUCAUUGUCGCACCGAUCUUUGUGGUCUACCAUCUGGCCGGUUUCGUAGCUACCGAACGGGAGUCUGGAAUUUCGACACUGAUCGACGCCAUGAUGGCCGCUCCAAGCCCCUGGCUGCCCCAGGCCGCGCGUUUGAUGUCGAACCACAUCGCCUUCUCGCUCGUCUACCUCCCCGGCUGGAUAGUCUCGUCGCUGACGUUGUGGUCGAACGUCUACCGCCAUACCAGUGCCGCCAUUGUUCUCAUACACUUUGUGCUGUCUGGUCUGGCGCUCGCUUCCCUAGCCAUCUUAGGGGCUUCUUUCUUCAAGAAGGCUCAGCUUAGCGGCGUGUCGAUUACGAUCAUUUUGCUCGUGUUAGCCAUCAUUGCACAACUUGUGUCAGAGCCAAACACCGCGACGGUUGUGGUACUUAGCUUGCUCUUUGCCCCGUGCAACUUCACCUUCUUCAUCAUCUACCUUUCGCGCUGGGAGAAGGAGCAGUUGAGCGCAGAUCUGAGCAAAGUUGCGCCUGAGUCGCCGUGGAACGUGCCUGGUAUCGUGUUUUGGAUAUUCCUCAUCAUCCAGAUUUUUGUUUACCCGAUCAUUGGCGCCUUUGUCGAGCGCUGGCUUCAUGGUACGGCUUCCAGUAGCCGCAACAUCGUCACUGAGAACAACCGCGGGGAUCUCGACCCUGAUGUUGCGGUCCGUCUUAACGAGUUCACCAAGAUCUACAGCCCCGGUCCCCUGCGUCGCACCUUCGCCUUCAUCUCCAAGCCCAAAGAUCCCGUCAUCGCCGUCAAUAAGCUCAGUCUUUCUGCCCGCCGUGGACAGAUCCUUGCUCUGCUCGGCGCCAACGGCAGCGGCAAGAGCACCACGCUCGAUACGAUCGCCGGCAUCAAUAAGGCAACGGCUGGUUCCAUCACCAUUGACGGCACCGGCGGUCUCGGAAUUGCUCCGCAGAAGAAUGUUUUGUGGGAUGAGCUCACUGUGGAGGAACACAUUCGCAUCUUUAACCGUCUCAAGUCUCCCGACAAGCCUGCCACGAAGGAAGAAAUUCGGGAGUUGGUCAAAUCCAUCGACCUGGAACAGAAGCGCAAGGCCCAGUCGCGCACCCUCUCUGGCGGUCAGAAGCGCAAGCUCCAGCUUGGUAUGAUGCUCACGGGCGGCAGUGCCGUCUGCUGCGUCGACGAAGUCUCGUCUGGUCUGGAUCCUCUCAGUCGGCGCAAGAUCUGGGACAUCCUGCUCGCUGAACGUGGCAAGCGGACCAUCCUGCUCACAACACACUUCCUUGACGAGGCCGACCUUCUGGCAGAUUACAUCGCGGUCAUGUCGCGUGGCACGCUGCGCGCACAUGGCUCUUCGGCUGAACUGAAGGCUCGUCUUGGCGGUGGCUACCGGAUCCAUGUCAACAACCUGCGCGGAAUCGCCAGUCUGCCGGAGAUAGAGGGCGUCACGAAGAAGGCUUCUCGUGAGGAGGCUGCGUAUGUCGCGCCCUCAUCGACCAUGGCGGCUGCUGUCAUCAAGCAGCUUGAGGCUGCUGGCAUCACGGAUUAUCGGUUUUCGGGCCCGACGAUUGAGGAUGUGUUUUUGACGUUAGCCGAGGAGAUGCAGGCUGGACAGCAGAGCGCGCUCCCGAGUUCUGCUGAUGAUGAAAAGUCGACUACGCAGGAACAGACUGUCACUGGGGAGGAGGCCGAUAAGUGUGAGGACCUGCAGCUGUUGUCUGGUCAGCCGGUUGGGUUCCUCCAGCAAGCUUGGGUGCUUUUCCGCAAGAGGGUUGUUGUUCUCAAGUCGAACUGGUUCCCGACCCUGGCGGCGUUUGCCAUUCCAGUUAUAGCUGCGGGCUUGGUCAUGCAGUUUGUCAAGGACCAGAAGGCUGUCGGAUGCUCUCCGGUUGAACAGUCGUCCAAGGAAGAGUCGGUCAAUAUAUUUGCCAGCGACUUCGAGCUCUUUGUGGUCGGCGGUCCGGAUAACAGAUUUACGAGGGAGAAUCUGGCUCGGCUGUUCGCUCCGAUCUUUAUCAACUCUGCCGGCGGCAGCUUGUUCGCCAGGGACACCAUCGACCCGACGGCUUUCUUGCGCAACAUCACAGCUGUUCCCUCGCUUGACGCUUUCAACCAGGCCGUUGUCGACUAUCGCAAAAACAUCACCCCGGCUGCCGUCUGGCUCGGCGAUGGCAGCUCUCCCCCUCUCCUUGCUUAUCGCGGUAAUGGUGCCCAAAUGGUCAACGCUUGGCUCGGUCAGUGGCUCAUGGACAUGAUGCUUGCCAAUACCACGAUCGCUUCGUCGUUCGUUGUCUUCGACACUCCCUUCGCCCCCGGCACCGGCAACUCGCUGCAGCUGCUCGUCUAUCUCGGUCUUGCCUUGUGCGCCUACCCGGCCUUCUUCGCCUUGUACCCGAAUCUGGAACGCCGCCGCUUUGUCCGUGGCCUGCAGUACUCUAACGGUGUAAGGCCCCUUCCUCUGUGGCUGGCAUAUACCCUGUUCGACUUCCUCUUCGUACUGGUUGGUGCUGUGAUUGGGAUUGCAUUGUUCGCCGGCAUCAACCCUGAUGUGUGGUACCACGUUGGGUAUCUCUUUCUUGUUCUCAUCCUCUACGGUCUGGCGUCGAUCCUCCUCGCAUACAACAUCGCCCUCUUUACUCGGUCCCAACUCGCCGCUUAUGCCUUCACCGCAGCCGGUCAAGUUGUCGCGCUUCUCCUGUAUAUCGUCGCGUACAUGUGUGUCAUCGCGUACGCCCCGGUCCACAAGGUCGAUGAGCAGCUGGUUAUCGUACACUUCACUAUGUCCUUGAUUGCCCCGAUCACCUCUGUGGUCAGGACUCUUUUCGUUGGCCUCAAUAUCUUCUCGACGGCUUGCAACGAAUGGGAACUCUCUACCAACCCUGGCGGCAUCAUGUACUACGGAGGCCCGAUUGUCUACCUCAUCGGCCAGUCUAUCGUUCUGUUCUUCACCCUCGUCUACUUUGAUGGCGGCAGCGCGGGCUACAAUCUACGUCGCAUCUUCUCCCUGUCCGCCCCCUCUUCCCUGGCCAACGACUCAUCUCGUGAUCCCCCCUCCGACGAGGAAGUCGCCGCCGAGCUCCUCCGCAUCAAGUCGACGACGACCGCCACUGACGCCAAUGCCCCUCCAACCGACGGCCUCCGCGUCCUCAACAUCACCAAGACCUUCGGCCGCGGUGCUCGCGCCCUCACUGCCGUCGACAACGUCACCUUCGGCAUCCCGCACGACACAGUUUUCGCCCUGCUCGGCCCCAACGGCGCCGGCAAGUCGACCACCAUCUCUCUCAUCCGCGGCGACAUCUCGCCGUCCCCCGGCUCCGGCGACAUCCUGAUCGAGAACGAAUCAGUCACGCGCAACCUGGCCGCCGCGCGCGCCCAUCUCGGUGUCUGCCCCCAGUUCGACGCCAUCGAUCUCAUGACUGUCCAGGAACACCUCGAGUUCUACGCCCGCGUCCGCGGCGUGCCCGAUGUCAAGCACAACGUGGACGCCGUCAUUCGCGCCGUCGGCCUCGAGCCGUUCCGUACCCGUGCUGCGCACGCCCUUUCUGGGGGUAACAAGCGCAAGUUAUCCUUGGGCAUCGCGCUCAUGGGUAAUCCGGCUGUUGUCCUACUGGAUGAGCCCUCGUCUGGCUUGGACGCGGCCGCGAAGAGAGUCAUGUGGCGCACGCUGGCUGCGACAGGUAAGGGGCGCAGUUUGUUGUUGACCACGCAUAGUAUGGAAGAAGCAGAUGCGCUCGCGUCGAAGGUGGGUAUCCUCGCGAGGAGGAUGCUUGCUAUGGGCAGCGUGGAGGGCCUGAGACGCAAGUGGGGUGAGAGGUUGUACUGCCAUGUGGUGUGUGCCGAUGGCGUUGAUGUUGAGAGGGUCAGGAGCUGGGUCAAGAAGAGGUUUGGUGAUGGUGUGGAGAUGGAGGAGAGGAGUUUCCUGGGGCAGGUUAGGUUCAGUGUGCCGAUUCAGGCAAUCAUGUCCUCUGAGAAGCAAAAUGAUACUGUUGGAAGCAGCGGCAGUGUCAUCGGCAGGAUGGUGGUGCUGCUCGAGGAGCAGCGUGCCGCGUUAGGUAUCGAGCAUUACAGUGUUAGUCCGGCGACGUUGGAUGAGGUGUUCUUGGCGGUUGUGGGCAAGCAUAAUGUACGCGAGGAAGGGUAUGAAGCUGAGAAGGAGAAGAGGUGGUGGGAUUUCUCGGCCAUUUGGAAAAGGAGGUAG
Messenger RNA from Thermochaetoides thermophila DSM 1495, 4896 nucleotides. RefSeq lists its product as uncharacterized. Gene Ontology annotation, cellular component: membrane; intracellular membrane-bounded organelle. Gene Ontology annotation, biological process: lipid transport; transmembrane transport. NCBI's taxonomy places the organism in Eukaryota, Fungi, Ascomycota, Sordariomycetes, Sordariales, Chaetomiaceae. The transcript has a single exon. Gene Ontology annotation, molecular function: ATP hydrolysis activity; ABC-type transporter activity; lipid carrier activity. The coding region runs from base 1 to 4896 and encodes 1631 amino acids. The record is from RefSeq and is a predicted model, not a curated record.